Tarenaya hassleriana is the source of this 3432-nucleotide messenger RNA. RefSeq names its product squamosa promoter-binding-like protein 1. The transcript has 9 exons. Gene Ontology annotation, molecular function: DNA binding. The record is from RefSeq and is a predicted model, not a curated record. NCBI's taxonomy places the organism in Eukaryota, Viridiplantae, Streptophyta, Magnoliopsida, Brassicales, Cleomaceae. The coding region runs from base 579 to 3263 and encodes 894 amino acids. Gene Ontology annotation, cellular component: nucleus.
GUAUGGAGAUGAAUGAAUGCUUUUAAUCUAACCAUUUCUAUCUACUACCAUACCAUAACCGUCUGCAAUAUCCGAUCCAUCACUCCUCAGGCAUCGUCACCCUCACCAUCUCCAUCACAUCAUCAUCGGCUGGAUUUUCUCCGGUGGCCGUCCUAUCGUUAUUCCCAGCGUCGUCAGCUGUCUCUGGAGGUGCUUCUUGUUCUGUGUGGUUGGACGAAGCUACAGGUCAGUUCUCUGUCCUUUUCGGCGUGGAGGAGCCCUCGGGUCGGAUUUUUUGAGGGUUGUUUCAUGGUUCUCCCAUGGCGAAAGAGCUUUAGUUGAUUCGUGCUUUUGAUAUGGACAAGCGCGUUGCGUUUAAUUAGAGCCAUGGAUCUGCCACUGUGGUUUCUGGGGUUUGGGGAAAAAAGCAAGGCUGACUAAGGCGAGUCUGAAUUUGGGUUUUCAUGGGUUUGUGCUCUAAUCUACAAGAUGAAUUGGAUUUGAUUUGAUUUGAUUUCUUCUGUACCGUGAAUUUGGAUAUUUUGAGAGUACAAUCACUUGAUUUGGCUCUCUCGUGAGCUUUGGUGGACAUUUCUGCAAUGGAAGAUAGGGUUGAAGGUGAAGCUCACCGUUUCUAUGGUGUUAGCGCCAUGGAUCUUCGGGCUGUAGGUAAAAGGAUUGCUGAGUGGGAUUCGAAUGAUUGGAAAUGGGACGGUGACCUGUUCGUGGCUAGACAGUUAAAUCCUGGCUCUAGUGAAACCAUGGGGCGCCAAUUUUUCCCUCUCUGCUCCGCUAUUCCAACCACUGGAAACUCAUCGAACAGCUCUUCCACAUGGUCAGAUGAAGGGAACAUAGAAAUGAUGGAGAGAGGGACAAGGGGAUUGGACAAGAAGAGGAGGGCUGUCGUGAUUGAGGAUAAUAACUUGAGGGAUGAUGCUGGUAGCCUCACUCUGAAGUUGUGCGGACAUGGUUAUCCUGCUGGUGAUAGAGAGACUUUGGACAUAAAUGGUGCGAAGGCGACAAAAGCUGGUGGAAGUGUUCCCAGUCGGGCAGUUUGUCAGGUGGAAAACUGUGGAGCUGAUUUGAGCAGGGUGAAGGAUUAUCAUAGACGGCAUAAGGUGUGUGAGAUGCACUCCAAGGCUAGUAGUGCACUUGUUGGAGGAAUUAUGCAGCGGUUCUGUCAGCAGUGUAGUAGGUUUCAUGUCCUUCAAGAGUUUGAUGAAGGAAAGAGAAGUUGCCGAAGACGUCUGGCUGGGCAUAAUAAACGUCGGAGGAAGACAAAUCCUGAUACUGGUGGCAAUGGGAAUCCUCUGGGUGAUGAUCAAACAAGCAGUUAUUUGUUGAUUAAUCUCUUGAAAGUACUCUCCAAUAUGCAUUCCAAUGGAUCGGACCAUGCGGGUGAUCAAGAUCUUUUAUCCCAUCUUCUGAAAAGCCUUGUGAGCCAUGCUGGUGAACAAAUCGGAAAGAACAGUGCUGGACUUCUGCAGGGAAGAGUCCAAUCAUCUCUAAAUGUUGGCAACUCUCAUUUGCUUUCAAAUGGGCAAUCCCCUCAGGAGGAUCUAAAGCCUCUUUCAGUAAAUGAAUCUGAAAUGCCUCGACAAGAAGUAUAUGUAGAUGUUACUCGAGGUGCAGAAGGCGUGAAUUGUUCUCCAAAACGGGUCAGAGUGAAUGAUUUUGAUUUAAAUGACAUUUAUAUAGACUCGGAUGAUGGUACAGUGGAUGUAGAGAGAUCACCACCUAUGAAUCCAACAACUAGUUCUCUCGAUUAUCCUUCGUGGAUACGCCAAGAAUCACAUCAGUCUAGUCCACCUCAGACAAGUAGGAAUUCUGAUUCAGCAUCUGACCAUUCACCUUCUAGUUCCAGCAUAGAUGCUCAGGGCCGCACAGAUCGUAUCGUAUUCAAACUAUUUGGGAAAGAGCCGAAUGAUUUUCCUGUUGUUUUGCGAGGACAGAUUCUUGACUGGUUAUCACAUAGUCCAACUGACAUGGAGAGCUACAUUAGGCCUGGUUGUAUCGUUUUGACCAUUUACCUUCGUCAAGCUGAAGGUGCUUGGGAAGAACUUUGCAGUGAUCUGGGUUUCAGUUUGAGGAGGCUUCUAGAUCUUUCAGAUGACCCUUUCUGGACAGAUGGAUGGAUUUAUGUCAGGGUGCAGAACCAAAUAGCAUUCGCUCUUAAUGGUCAGGUUGUUGUGGACACAUCCUUGCCUCUAAGAAGUAAUAUUAUAUCUAAUGAGCUGAUUGAUAUCCAGGUAGAAGACAAUGGCCUCAGCUGUAGCUUCUUUCCUUUCAUAGUGGUUGAGGAUGAUGUCUGUUCUGAAAUCCGUAUGCUCGAGAGCACGUUAGAGUUUACUGGCACAGAUUCUGCAAAGCAGGCUAUGGAUUUUAUUCAUGAAAUCGGCUGGCUUCUUCACAGAAGUAAACUGAAUUCAAGACUCGGGCAAGAGUCGAAGCCUAAUGGAAAUUUAUUCCCUUUAAGACGGUUCAAGUGGCUAAUCGAGUUUUCGAUGGACCACGAGUGGUGUGCUGUGAUCAGAAAGCUGCUAACCAUUCUUUUUGACGGAACGGUUGGUUCAGAACAAGGUCCAUCCUCUGAUUCUGCCCUAUCCGAACUGUGCCUUCUUCACAGAGCUGUGAGGAAAAACUCUAGACCCAUGGUCGAGAUGCUUCUCCGGUAUGAUCCCAAGGAGCAGAAAUUAUUGGGCAACGAGAUCAGAUUGUUCAGACCCGAUGCCACCGGCCCAGCUGGUUUGACACCUCUUCACAUUGCAGCCGGUAAAGACGGCUCAGAAGAUGUGUUGGACGCCCUGACUGAAGAUCCUGGAAUGGUUGGACUCGAAGCCUGGAAGAAUUCCCGGGACAGCACGGGCUUCACACCCGAAGACUAUGCCCGCCUUCGUGGCCAUUUCUCCUACAUCCAUCUCAUCCAACGCAAGCACAAGAAGAAAUCCACCACUGAAGAACACGCAGUGGUGGUCGAUAUCCCUCUGUCUUUCCCUGAUACCGCCAUGGAGAACAGUCUCCAGAAGCAGAAAACCGGGUCGAGACCCUCCGGCUUGUCGGAGAUCUCUCGGCCCACGUCUUCGCACUGCAAGCUAUGCGACCAGAAAAUGGCAUAUGGGUUUGGACCGGCAGUCAGGUCUGUGGCUUACAGACCGGCGAUGCUGUCAAUGGUGGCCAUAGCGGCGGUCUGUGUCUGCGUGGCCCUUCUGUUCAAGAGUUGCCCGGAAGUGCUUUACGUGUUCCAGCCCUUCAGGUGGGAGUUACUUGCCUAUGGAUCCAGCUGAGUAAUUUAACUAUGGACCACCCAAAGUAUACAAUAAUCGUCUAAAGGAAGACUAUAUAAUAUAUAAUAAUUUAUAAAUGAAUAGCUUGGUAUUUGUAUGCUUCAUAUAUAUAUAUACACACACAAAACAUGGCGGCGUAGAAGACGGAUCUCAUGUGCAACAAGUACAA